Messenger RNA from Penicillium egyptiacum, 708 nucleotides. NCBI's taxonomy places the organism in Eukaryota, Fungi, Ascomycota, Eurotiomycetes, Eurotiales, Aspergillaceae. The record is from the annotation of a GenBank genome assembly.
AUGGAUUCCCAGUUACCACCUAUGCCGUUUGUUGCCGAGCAGUAUGCAAAUGACAAGAAGGUCCAUGUGCUACUCGCAGCCGCUACCAUUAAGCUGCCCAACAUUGCAGAGGCACUAUGUCGUAAUAAAAACAUCUCAGUCCGCAUCCUAGUUACCGAGCCAGCGGAGAAUUUCAUCGUCGGGCAGAGCUUGGAGAAGCCGGUCCUCGAUACUCUGCUUCGAAUAGAUGGUGUGGACGCUAUCUACCGGGACGAAGACGAAUGGUCGCCGCCGUGGACUCGUGGAGGACCAGUCCUGCAUAUUGAACUGCGCAAAUGGGCCCAUAUUCUACUGGUUGCCCCAAUGUCUGCAAAUACCAUGGCGAAAAUGGCUAAUGGGAUCGCUGACAACCUGCUUCUCUCGGUCAUCAGGGCCUGGGAUACGACUGGAGUAGUUGAUAUGGGCUUCAAGACCCAGAAACCUUUGAUCUUUGCAGCGUUGGAUAUGGACCCCUGUAUGUACCGACAUCCAGUGACCGAGAAGCAGCUUAAAAUUCUACGUGAUCAGUGUGGAUGGAGUGAAUCAAACCCAGAAGGUUGGGUGACUGUGCUGCCUCCCAUAGAGAAGAGCCUGGCCUAUGAAGAUGUCGGUACCGGGGGUAUGAUGGACUGGAGAGAUAUCGUCACUGUAGUCCAAAACUACGUGGCGGGAUCGGUGCAGAAGCCAUGA